AUGAGAGCUAUGGCGAAAACUUUAGGUGUCCAAAAAGAUCGACUGAGUGCCCAUUUUGAGGCUUGGGACAUCUAUUUUCAAAGGCCGUGUGCGCCUUUUUUGGGCAACAACAAUUUUGACCACGACUCCUAUCCAAUUGCCAUGGAUUAUCACAGAUCUUAUACUAAACAGCUUUCAUCUAGUAUCGAGUCAUUCACUGAGCAUCAGUGA
Messenger RNA from Acanthoscelides obtectus, 210 nucleotides. The record is from the annotation of a GenBank genome assembly. Lineage: Eukaryota; Metazoa; Arthropoda; Insecta; Coleoptera; Chrysomelidae.